Molecule: messenger RNA, 1498 nt
Organism: Oncorhynchus kisutch (coho salmon)
Lineage: Eukaryota; Metazoa; Chordata; Actinopteri; Salmoniformes; Salmonidae
Gene: pomk
Product: protein O-mannose kinase
Exons: 3
Coding region: 390-1439 (349 amino acids)
Biological process (GO): protein O-linked glycosylation; carbohydrate phosphorylation; protein phosphorylation
Cellular component (GO): endoplasmic reticulum membrane
Molecular function (GO): ATP binding; protein kinase activity; carbohydrate kinase activity
Source: RefSeq, a predicted model, not a curated record
UGAGGGUCAUGAUCAAGGGCUAGCUAGCAUGCAGCUGCUUAGCCGGGUGUUGGGUUGGCUAGUAACUGCUUGUUGUGUUGUGAACACGCCUUAGGCUGUGAAUAGGGCAUGCUUUCUGUGUGUAAUAUGAUUUAUGUAUGUAUGUAUGUAUGUAUGUAUGUGUAAUGGAGGUCAAAACGUGCCGUAAACUCACUCCACAGUUAGUUUGAAUUGAGUUGUCCAGGAGGGAGGUCACGUGUGUUGCGGUGCAGAAAACCACUGGUUCGAGCUCAGUAUUGGGCAGUCUGAAAGUGGCUGUUAGCAGCGCACGUUGACGUCGGUUUCAUAUGUAGUUAGCUAGCUAUGCAAAGACCGAGGGUGCUGGAAGUAUCAAGGCUCAGGACAGCAACAUGGGCAGAAGCAACAGCACUACCUCACGCGGUGUUCCAGUGGUGCUGGUGUGCCUUGGUGCUCUGCUAUUGGGCAAUGUGGUGAUCUACUUGUACCUGGACUCGCUGCAGCAGAGUGGCGACGGCGACCCCCACCUGACUCCUCAUGGGGCAUGUCCGCCCCGUCACUUUAGGAUGGCCAACAUGAGGAACUGUUCGCCCUGGCUGGAGUGUCCACAAGUCCGCACAGAGGUGCGCAAGUUGAAGAUGAUCGGCCAGGGAGCUGUUAAGCAGGUUUUCCUGUCCGAGUGGAAGGGUCACAAAGUAGCCCUGUCCAAGCUCUCCUCUCCGGAGUACCAGGAGGACUUCCUCCAUGGGCUCUCCAUGCUCCAGGCCCUCCAAGGGCCCCAUGUGGUGGUGCUGGUAGGCCUGUGCACAGAGGACCACACCCUGGUCACAGAGUACCAUCCGCUGGGCUCUCUGCUCAACCUGGAUGCCGUGCUGGCCCAGGAGAGGCACCGCAUACGGGACACCUGGCAGACCCGCCUGCGGCUGGCACUGGACUACGUCUCCAUUCUCCAUUACCUCCACACCAGCACCGCCGGGACCAGAGUCAUGUGUGACUCCAAUGACCUGGUGAAAACCCUGUCACAGUUCCUGCUGACCAGCGACUUCCACCUGGUGGUCAAUGACCUGGAUGCCCUGCCAGAGGUCGGGGCCCCUGCAGGCUCGCUAGUGAGAUGUGGCCACCGGGAGCUCACAGGGGAAUUUGUGGCCCCAGAGCAGCUGUGGCCCCAUAGUGACGGCCAGCCAUUUGUCGAUGAGCUUAUGCCGGGGUACGACGAAAAAACGGACAUUUGGAAAAUUCCAGAUGUUACACGUUUCCUGAUGGGGAGGGUAGCGGGAGGUGACGUGGUCCACUUCCACCUCUUUCAGAUCAACGGGGAGUGUAAGAGAAGAGACCCUCAUCUUCGCCCCUCUGCAAUGGAUGUCCUGAGCGUGUACAGAUCAGUCUAUGCAACCAUGAUGAGAGACAGUCCCGGUCCUGGUGGCUCCAGAGACAUGCUUUAAUCUCAUUUUGUCUUUGUACUGAUAAGAAACUGGACCGUGUAAUUAAAAAUUAAAUACAA